This is a messenger RNA of Penicillium alfredii, 306 nucleotides long. RefSeq lists its product as uncharacterized. The transcript has a single exon. Bases 1 to 306 code for a protein of 101 amino acids. The record is from RefSeq and is a predicted model, not a curated record. Lineage: Eukaryota; Fungi; Ascomycota; Eurotiomycetes; Eurotiales; Aspergillaceae.
AUGUACACCUACACUCCCACCCACCGUUUCCUGGUCCUCUCGGCCACUGAGCAGGGCCCCUACAACCCCAGCAACAAGUUCCUGGUCUUGUCGCCGACGGAAUACGGCCCCGACCCUCGCACCUGGGAUGACCAGCCCCAGCCCGAAGCCAGCUCCUCCCUGAGCCCGGACAUGGUUCCUGCCCAUGUUCGGUCUAACAGUUCCUCUUCGACCUCGUCGACGGGCUCUCGGUUCAAUGACAUUGCUGCCACACUUCCCAACGGCUUCCUCUACCUCGGCCACCCCAAGUCCAAGCCGGCCUUUUAG